AUGACGAGUGAUGAUCAGUUCUUUUUCGACUACCUUGCGUCGAUACCCCAUGACGUAAGGCGGUAUUCCCUGGAGGUCGCUGACUCGAUCGACCGCUCAGUCGACCACGCCGCGAGCGCGAUCAAGGACACACUGGCGCAGCAGUCAUGGCUACCUUCUACUAUUCGUCCGGCUCGUCUCAGCACGAGAGGUCGGCCGCAAGGCCUGACGAAUCGAUUGCAAAACUGGAUUGCUAGGAAUCGAGCAUGGACGGCGGCAAUGCUUGCAUUUGUCGGAACAGGCGUUGUCUUGUACUAUGGAAGCAAGAAGCUGCAUGGAAAGCGCAGAAAAGCUAGAAGGGCGAGCAACGGUGGAAGAAAAGAGAUUGUGGUUGUUGCCGGAUCACCCCACGAGCCGAUGACCAGAGCUAUUGCGACGGAUUUGGAACGCCGAGGAUACAUUGUAUAUGUGACUGUGUCUUGCGCCGAUGAAGAGCAUAUCGUCAAGUCCGAAAACCGGGUCGACAUCAAGGCUCUUUGGUUGGACCUCACAACUACUGCCUCUUCACCCUCCGACAUUCACCCCUCAUUGCAAGAAAUUCGCUCCCUCAUCACCCAACCACAGUCUCCUGUCGCCGGCGUGGCCCCGCACACCUGUCAACUGAGCGGCGUGAUCGUGGUCCCAUCACCAAACUACAGCGCAGGCCCAGUCGCAACAAUCCCACCAUCCUCAUGGGCUGACACAGUCAACACCCGCAUACUCUCACCUAUCCUCACAGCACAAGUCUUUCUUCCCCUCCUAACUCUCCGCAACAACAGCAGCACCCUCGUCUUCGCCUACCCCUCAAUCUCAUCAUCCCUCUCCGCGCCCUUCGCCGGACCAGAAGUAGCCACCACGCGGGCAAUUUCAGGCUUCGCAGAUUCUCUCCGACAAGAGCUCCGUCUCCUCGAGCACGGCAACGUGAACGUGGUCGAGCUGCGCCUCGGCAACAUCGACUUGGGCGCUACAUACCGCACCGGCCAGAGUCAAAUUGCAGGUACAGAGGUUCUCGCCUGGAGCACUCAGCAGCGAGCCCUAUACGCCUCCCAGUAUCUCAACAGCGUUGAGCAGCGUCCCGUUGCCUCUGCGGGUCCCGGCACAGUGCGCGGCUCGCCGGCGCGCAAGCUCCACUAUGCUAUUUUGGAUGCGCUGGAGCCUAAUUCGCGGGACAUGUUCGGCCGGAAGACCUCGAAGAAGUCUGUCAUGUACGUGGGCCGAGGUGCUCGCUCGUACAGCUUGAUUGGUGCUUGGGUACCUAGUGGACUCGUGGCACUGAUGAUGGGUUACCGCAGUGGGAACGGGAAUGCUUCUGACACUCUGAGUGGCAGUGGUAGUGGCAGUGAAACUAACUGA
Messenger RNA from Penicillium soppii, 1371 nucleotides. RefSeq names its product DUF1776 domain-containing protein. NCBI's taxonomy places the organism in Eukaryota, Fungi, Ascomycota, Eurotiomycetes, Eurotiales, Aspergillaceae. The transcript has 4 exons. The coding region runs from base 1 to 1371 and encodes 456 amino acids. The record is from RefSeq and is a predicted model, not a curated record.